Molecule: messenger RNA, 5596 nt
Organism: Eubalaena glacialis (North Atlantic right whale)
Lineage: Eukaryota; Metazoa; Chordata; Mammalia; Artiodactyla; Balaenidae
Gene: SLF2
Product: SMC5-SMC6 complex localization factor 2
Exons: 20
Coding region: 83-3589 (1168 amino acids)
Biological process (GO): protein localization to site of double-strand break; positive regulation of double-strand break repair; DNA damage response
Cellular component (GO): site of double-strand break; nucleus
Source: RefSeq, a predicted model, not a curated record
CCCGAGUCCCAGCAGCAAGACGGCAACCACGCACCCAACUUCUCCAGCCACAGCACAUGCCGCCGUCGCCAGCGGCGCCGACAUGACAAGGCGCUGCAUGCCCGCUAGGCCAGGUUUCCCCUCAUCCCCAGCCCCGGGGUCGUCGCCCCCGCGCUGCCAUCUGAGACCCGGUAGUACCGCCCCUGCUGCAGCGGGAAAGAGAACAGAGAGUCCUGGGGACAGGAAGCAGUCAAUUAUAGAUUUCUUCAAACCAGCUUCAAAACAAGAUAGACAUAUGUUGGAUUCUCCACAAAAAUCGAACAUCAAAUAUGGAGAAAGUGGAUUGUCCAUCAGUGGGACAGAGCAGUUUGAAAGGAAACUAUCCUCACCAAAAAGAUCUAAACCCAAAAGGGUGCCAUCAGAAAAGAGCCCCGUCUUAGAGGCAUUCAUGAAAGGUGUUAAAGAGCACCAUAGAGAUCAUGGUGUACAUGAGUCACAUCAGCCUUGUGUGUCACUGGCCACCAAAUGUCCAAAGGCAGUUACAAAAUACGUUCCUCCUUCAUAUCUCUUGUCAAAAGAGACGAAAAAGAAACAUCAGUCUCCAGAGGGAAGGAAGUCACAUUUCAUUCAUGAAAAUAACAGGGAGAAGAAUGAUGGAGAGCGAGGCAAAAUCAGUGCAGAUUCUAAAAAGCAGGCCGCGGUGACAGAAGCUGACAUCUUCAAGAACAGCUCCAGAAGUCUUAGCAGCAGGAGCAGCCUAUCCAGGCACCACCCAGGAGAAAGCCCACUGGGAGCUAAGUUCCAGUUGUCUCUGGCUUCUUACUGCAGAGAAAGAGAACUAAAGAGGUUGAGAAGGGAGCAAAUGGAGCAGAGAAUCAACUCAGAAAAUUCUUUCUCAGCAGCAAGCACUCUUUCCUUAAAAUCCUCUAGUAUAGGAAGAAGAUGCAAACCAAGGCAGGAACAGAGUAAACAGAAUGAUGUCACAGCCGGAAAUAGUAAUCUUUCAAACCUGGAAAAUGGACCUCUCUCAAGAAAAAGAUCCUCUUCUGAUUCAUGGGAACCUGCUUCAGCAGGCUCUAAGCAGAAUAAAUUCCCUGACAAAAGAAAAAGGAACUCUGUGGACUCAGAUCUGAAAAGCACAAGAGAAUCUAUAAUGCCAAAAGCAAAAGAGUCCUUCCUUGAGAAGCGUCCUGAUGGACCACAUCAGAGAGAAAAAUUUAUAAAACAUAUUGCACUGAAGACACCUGGUGGUGUAUUGCGCUUGGAAGAUAUAUCCAAGGAACCGAAUGAAGAAGCUGAUUGCUCCUCUGCAGGCUUGGCACCUUCAAAUUCUGGGCACCAUUCUUCCAGGAAUAGUGACCAAAUUCGUGUGGCAAGUACCAAAGAGACUAAGAUACAGAAACCCCACUUAUCUUUACCUCAGGAAAAGUCUGCAGUUAAAAAAGCUAGCAACCUUCAGAAAAAUAAAACUGCUAGCUCUGUGGCAUCACAGGAGACAAAACUUCUACCUUUACUUUCCCAUGUUCCAAGUGCUGGUUCCUCUCGGGUUCCGUUAAAUGCUAAAAAUUGCACUCUUCCAGUUCCUAAAAAAGAUAAAGAGCGUUCCUCAUCUAAAGAAUGUUCUGGGCAUUCUACAGAGUCCUCCAAACACAAGGAACACAAAGCAAAGACUAAUAAGGCUGAUUCUAACGUAUCUACAGGGAAAAUCUGUGGGGGAUCUUUGCGUUCAGAAUAUGGCACUCCUACAAAGUCUCCCCCGGCUGCUUUGGAAGUUGUGCCAUGUAUUCCGAGCCCAACAGCACCUUCAGAUAAAGCCCCUUCAGAUAAAGAGAGUUCAGGAAAUUCCAAUGCAGGUAGCAGUGCACUGAAAAGAAAACUAAGGGGUGAUUUUGAUAGUGAUGAAGAAAGUUUAGGUUAUAACCUAGACAGUGAUGAGGAAGAGGAAACAUUAAAAUCACUGGAAGAAAUAAUGGCUUUGAACUUCAAUCAGACUCCUGCAACUACAGGAAAGCCUCCUGCUCUUUCUAAGGGGCUUAGAUCUCAGUCAUCAGACUAUACAGAACAUGUUCAUAGUGGAACUUAUACAAAUACUCUAGAGCGUCUAGUGAAGGAGAUGGAAGACACACAAAGGCUAGAUGAACUGCAGAAGCAACUACAGGAAGACAUAAGGCAGGGCCGAGGCAUUAAAUCCCCAAUCAGAAUUGGCGAUCAAGACAGUACAGAUGAUGAAGAUGGCCUCUUAGAAGAGCACAGAGAAUUUCUAAAGAAAUUUUCAGUUACAAUUGAUGCUAUUCCUGAUCAUCAUCCAGGCGAAGAAAUAUUUAAUUUCCUUAAUUCUGGAAAAAUUUUCAAUCAGUAUACCUUGGAUUUAAGAGACUCUGGUUUUAUCGGACAAAGUGCUGUAGAAAAGCUUAUUCUUAAAUCAGGGAAAACAGAUCAGAUUUUUUUGACAACACAAGGCUUCCUUACCUCUGCUUAUCACUAUGUCCAGUGUCCUGUACCUGUGUUAAAGUGGCUGUUUCGGAUGAUGUCAGUUCAUACAGACUGUAUUGUGUCUGUGCAGAUUUUAAGUACAUUAAUGGAAAUAACAAUAAGAAAUGAUACCUUCAGUGAUUCACCAGUUUGGCCUUGGAUUCCAUCAUUGUCUGAUAUAGCUGCUGUGUUUUUCAAUAUGGGAAUUGAUUUUAAAUCUUUGUUUCCUCUGGAGAAUCUUCAGCCAGACUUUAAUGAAGAUGAUCUAGUUUCUGAAACACAGAUGACACUGGGGGUGAAAGGAAGUGAAGAUUCAUCUUGUAAGCCAAUAUUUUCAUCUCUCCCUGAAACCAACAUUUUAAAUGUGGUCAAGUUUCUAGGCUUGUGUACAUCUAUACAUCCGGAAGGUUACCAGGAUUGUGAAAUAAUGUUACUGAUUUUAAUGUUGUUUAAAAUGAGUCUGGAGAAACAACUGAAACAGAUUCCUCUAGUGGACUUUCAAAGCCUCCUGAUAAACCUGAUGAAAAACAUCAGAGAUUGGAAUACAAAGGUGCCUGAACUCUGUCUGGCCAUAAAUGAACUCUCCAGCCAUCCCCACAACCUUCUGUGGUUGGUACAGCUGGUCCCUAACUGGACAUCACGUGGAAGGCAACUGAGACAGUGCCUCAGCCUAGUGAUUAUUUCAAAGCUUUUGGAUGAGAAACAUGAAGAUAUCCCUAAUGCGAAUAAUCUGCAGAUAUCAGUCUUGCAUCGCUAUCUUGUGCAAAUGAAGCCUUCAGAUUUGUUGAAGAAGAUGGUCUUGAAGAAAAGGGCUGAACAACCAAAUGGCACUAUUGAUGAUAGCCUUCAUUUGGAACUUGAAAAGCAGGCAUAUUACCUGACCUACAUUCUUCUUCAUUUAGUCGGUGAAGUUAGUUGUUCUCACUCUUUUUCUUCUGGACAACGGAAACACUUUGUGCACCUCUGUGGGGCUUUAGAAAAGCAUGUUAAGUGUGAUAUUAGGGAAGAUGCAAGACUGUUUUAUAGAACUAAGGUAAAAGACUUGGUUGCCAGGAUACAUGGAAAAUGGCAGGAAAUAAUCCAGAACUGUCGGCCUACUCAGGGGCAGCUUCAUGACUUCUGGGUACCAGAUUCUUAACAGGAGUUGCAGCAGCAAAAUUAUGAACCAAGAGAAAUUCAGUAAGAGCCUUUCCUAAAGGAGUAGAAAGUAGUACAGAACCCAGUGGAAGGCUAAGAAAAUGUUCAGCAAAUGUGCUACUUGAAUAUCUAGUAUGAAGCUGGUAAUGAAGAAAUUGCCAUUUCUGAAGCAGAUACGAAAUGCGAUCUGCUUAAAAAGGCAAACGGCCUUUUAAAAGAGCAGAAUCCCAUAACAAGAGGGGAGGGGUGGAAGCAGCUAAUAGUUGCAUGUCUAACCUUCCCCUGUUAACUCUUGUUAAAUUGUAAGCCAGUUAUCUUUUUUGUUUGUUUGUUUGGAUUGUAUUUGCCGCACUUGGAUAAUCACAGAAAGGAUGUAAGAAAGGGUUUGGAUGAACUUGAGGAGAUGGACAUGGAAACCAAGAUCAAGUUCCAGUUGGUUUAAUUUUCCAUCUUGGUUAUUUUACGACUCAAAGGGAACGCUUAGAACUGAGUUUACUAAUAGAAAGGAUAAAUCUCUUCUGUUACUCCUGUAAACCACUGGCGGGUUUUAAUCCAUGCAUUUUUCUUGGCUAUUCAAGAUUAUAAAUCUGUUGGGUUUUUAAAAUACAUCAGAACAAACAGUUGAGAAACAGAAGUUUGGUAUAUUGUCAGAUCCCCUUAAGGGGAAGAGUUUAAGCUAUAAAAUAGUGGCUCUGUUUUUAUUCCAAAACAUACAUAUGCAGUUUGUUUUGGAUUUUCUUUAAGUGCAUAUAUAUAUAUAUAUAUUUUUAAUACUGGUUAAAUUUUAGAACCUUGGCUAAAUCUUAGAAUUCUGGCCCUUUGUAGCCAUAUUACAGAAGUCUAUAUUGUAAAAGCUUAAAGAUCUGGACAAGUUUCCAAAAACCUUACUUUCAUGAGUAUAUAACCUUGGCAGAGACCUGAAUGGCAUUUAUUCUUUGGUACACUACGCACGCGUGUGUAUGUGUGUGUGCGCGUGUGUGCUUGUAUUUUAAAUUUGUUGCACUUGAAAACCACAGCUGCUCUAAAUUCUUAAACACUGGAAAGCCAUCCUUUGGUUUAAAUGGUGGAGGGUUAGUAGAAGUGCACAUGCUGGUCUUAGCCUGAGGGCCUUUUGAAGCCUUUGGUAGUAAUAGCCUCUUACUAGCUAACUGAAAAAUUCUUUUGUUGACUGAGUGUCCCUUUUAGGAGGGUUUGUUUCUUGAAAGAUAAUGCCAGCUUUGUUUUCCUUUCUUUCAAUAUUGACUUGGAUGACACUGCUCUCCUGAGCAUUUUGCUUCCUCCAGUUGUGAGGGAAGGAUGAUGGAGGGGAAGGGAAUUGGGCUUGACGUUUAUGGUUUGAGAGGGGAGAAAAUAAAUUUUUAAAAAUAGCUUUCUACCUCUAAAUUGAGGCUUAGGAGUAAAAACCAUUUUAUCUUAAAUUUAUCAUUUAAAAUAGUAUCAGUAACUUUUGAGCCCAUGUCAAGCAUUGAGCAGUUAGAGACUUUAUAGGGAAGACUAAGUUAAUCCAGUUCCCAAGAACCCGGGCUGAAUGAGGCUUCAAGAGUCGACCAACAAAAGUUUUAUUCUGUGUUGAGUUUACUGGUAAGAAUAUUAUUAUCUUGAUACUACCUCUCAAGGGUAUUGUUAGAAAAUGCCACUUAUGGUUAAUGAGAUAGAUACAAAGAGUUAUAUUGACAGAAGCUUGAAACUCUGGCAUCUAUCUGCCCUACAGUGGGGGCUUUCAUUCUCUGUAAUUUAAUACUUUGUAGAUACAUUAUUUGUGUGUAAUUUUAUAAGUGUCCAUAUUUUUCUCAUUUUGCAUUGUGUAAAGUGUACAAUAUCUCAAAGUAUAAAAUACUGCUUAUAUUGCUUGUAAUUACAGUGUGUAAAUAUUUUCUAAUUGUGUACAUUGACAGGGGGACAAGUGGGUUAUUCAGGUUUUUUUUUUAAGUGACCCUUUUGUAUUGCAGUUUCAAAGGAUAACUGCCCAUCAAAUUUAAAACCACUUUGAUACAUUUUUAUUUAGCAG